GACUGCAAACCGACAUUAAAUACUAUAUAGAGAUUCGUCUUUUGACCAGUCUUCUGCUAAGCUGAACCGUUUGCAUGGCUAUAGGACAAGAAGAUCUCGAGUUCAAAACACUACUAGUACUUCAAUUCUCAACAAGAUCUUCCCAACUUUGAACUAAGAAUCAAAAUAACUAAGAAGAUAUGCAAGGGAAGAAAGGACAAGAAAACAUCUAAGAACUGCUUACCUUCUUUUUCAAACUCCAUUAAUGUCAAAACCACCAACUGCAGUAUAUAAGAUCAAACGCCUCAAUCUUCCUGGCACAGUAUUCUCUUCCAGUCUUCCAACUACAAUUUUCUCUCAUAAACAGGAUGAGAAGUUUGACUUCUUUCAUGCUUCUUUUUCCUUAUGCGCUAGCUGUUCUAACCAUUGUUCCGCCACUAAUCUCUUGUGAUCUCAUCUCUGAAACAUGUGACCAAACCCCAAAUGAUCGCCUUUGUGUUAAAAUUCUGAGGAAAGACAAUCGGAGUCUUGAUGCAGAUGUUGCCGGUCUGGCCCUGGUCACGGUUGAGGCAGUUAGAGACAAGGCAAACUCAACGUUGCAAAGCAUCAAGGAGCUAAAAAGGUCUAAUCUAACACUGGCAAAUGCGCUAAUGGAAUGCCAAGAAAACUACUAUGUAAUCCUCAGAAUUGACGUUCCAAAAGCUGUGGGAUCAAUGAGAGAAAACCCAAGACUUGCUGAACAUGGGAUGGCUGAUGCUGUUAUAGAAGCUCAGGGGUGUGAAGCAAGUUUGAACAAACUAGAGCAGUCACCACUGGCUGACGUGAACGCUGCCGUUUAUGACCUGUCUGUUGUGGCUCUGUCCAUAAUCAGGAUAAUGUUACAUAGACUCUAUACUGUUAAUUAGAACAUGGUUGGAUUCAAUGAAUAAAAAAAUGAUGAUUGACGUCUAAGAACUGGACAUCAAGGCUCAAGAUUUCCUC
Messenger RNA from Coffea arabica (coffee), 960 nucleotides. RefSeq names its product cell wall / vacuolar inhibitor of fructosidase 1-like. Gene Ontology annotation, biological process: negative regulation of catalytic activity. The record is from RefSeq and is a predicted model, not a curated record. NCBI's taxonomy places the organism in Eukaryota, Viridiplantae, Streptophyta, Magnoliopsida, Gentianales, Rubiaceae. Gene Ontology annotation, molecular function: enzyme inhibitor activity.